CGCUUGCCACUCAACUUUAUAGAGGUGCAUUGUGAUACCACAAACCCCGUGAGUUUGCAUCUCAUGCUUUAUCGUAUUUGAAAGGCCAACAACUUCGAACAUUGUAAUCUGUCUAUGACUGUAUGCCCAUCCCCUCAAAUUUAUGUCUCCGGGCUUUAGACUCGGCAGCCUUAUGCUCUUCAGUCCUAAACCGAACAGAAAUUCAUUAUCUUUCUUCAUUUAUUGCACGCUACAGCAAAACCAACUCCUUAUCUCCUUAUUUAAAAACCCCACAUUUAUGCCCUUCACCCACACUUCAAACUCAGCUCAUUUCCAGCUCCAAAAAUCAUGCCAAAAUUGCUAGGAGACUUUCUCCAGGAGCAGCAAGAGCCAUUCGCCUUGGAGAUUUACCUUCUUGAAAGAGGCUAUUAUUCCAGAGCUACGAGUCUUGAUAAUGCAAAUUCCAACUUCCUAAAUUCUGCUAAGAGAUCAACUUGUUGCGGGCUGAAGAAGCGACAACACGCCGUCUCAAACUGCUCAGACUUCGUUAAAGCAGUGCUUGGCAGGCUUGUGCUGCAUAACAAGCACAAGAUCAAGAACCGUGGAAGAUGCAAUAGAAAAGGUAUUCCAACUGGCAAUCAUGGAAGCGGAGAAUGUGUGGAUGACGAUGAAUUUUCUUCAGCGAGCUGCACAGACACAAAUCUGUCUGAUUCUUGCUCAGAAAGUGGAGAGGAGGAUAGACGUUGUGUCGCAGCAGAUAUUGGACGUCGUCCCCCAGAAAAUGGCAAUCUUUUCUCAGAAGAAGAGGCUGAUGCAGACGGAGAGAUGAAAUGGAGAUCUAUUGAGCAUAGAGAUAACCAGCUCAGCCCAGUUUCCGUUCUUGAAGAAACCGAAUCAGAUGAAGAGGACUACAACUCGAAGACGACGUUACAGGGCGAAUGCUCAACCUCAAUAUCUCAACACAAAUCAAAGCAGGCCACCGAAGAAUUGGAGGAACUCGUGGGGUCUAAUUCUUAUGAUCAGUACAUUAUAAACAAGAGAGCGUUGCAGCAAACGAAGCAGCUUCUGGUUGAUUGUGUGAGGGAAGUGAUAGAAAAGCAUAGGAAAAGAGACCCCAAGAAAAUGAGAGAACAGCUGAAGAAAAUCUUGGGAGCUGAUGAGCUUUGGAAACUUGUGUGUGAAAGUGUGUGGGUGUGGAGCCAAAAUCCAGUGGAUGAAACCAAUGUAGUUCAUCUGCUGGGCUAUGAUUUGUUGGCUUCUGCAGAAGAAUGGAGCACGGGUUUAGAGCAGCAGAAAGAGGAAAUUUCGAUGGAGAUUGGAGAUGCCAUUUUGGAUGGUAUCAUCAAUGAGAUUUUUACAGGCUAGUAAUAUUGUAAUAUUUUUUGUAUGAUAAUUGAUAAGAACACUUGUAGCUAGGUUAGGAUAAAUAAAUUCAAGGGCUCGA
Messenger RNA from Sesamum indicum (sesame), 1423 nucleotides. RefSeq lists its product as uncharacterized. The record is from RefSeq and is a predicted model, not a curated record. Lineage: Eukaryota; Viridiplantae; Streptophyta; Magnoliopsida; Lamiales; Pedaliaceae.